Molecule: messenger RNA, 2999 nt
Organism: Teleopsis dalmanni
Lineage: Eukaryota; Metazoa; Arthropoda; Insecta; Diptera; Diopsidae
Product: SWI5-dependent HO expression protein 3-like
Exons: 2
Coding region: 27-2888 (953 amino acids)
Source: RefSeq, a predicted model, not a curated record
AGACAAAAUUAAAAAAUGCCCACAAGAUGGACGCAUAUGACGAAGGAAUUUUAACUUUUUAUUAUCGUGCGGGAAUAAUUUUAAUAUUUUUACGAAUGUUAAGUUUAAUAAAAAAAUUUGAAAUUUAUAAUUUAAUAUGCAAAAUGUUUAAAAAUAAAUGGAAUAAAUAUAAAAGGCAAAUAACCGAUAAUGGUGUGGUCCUGAUGGAUUAUUUAAAGCCCAAAGCCACGUUGUUCGCAGAAAAAACUGUGGAAUAUACAAAAACCGUAAUAAAUUUAUUAUUAGGAAAUUAUGAAAAAGUAUUUGCAGAAGAAAAUCUUGCAAUAGCUGAACCAAAUGACAUGGAAGAUCGAUUACUAUAUCGCGCAAGUAUAGCAGCAACGCAAUGUUCAUGGAUAUUUUCAGACAUCGAAGCAGUACAAAAGGAACUACAAAAUUCAACUAUGGAAAAUUCUGAAUGUACCUUCAAGUCAAUAGCGGCAAAUAGCACAGCUGAAAGCUUUCUGAGUUAUGGCGAGGAUGAAUAUGAUUCUGGUCUGGUACAUAGUAAUGAAAUGCAUAAACAAUUUUCCCACAUAUCAGAUAGCAGUGCAACUAGUACAUUAAAUUCAUCUCAGCAUGAUAAAAACUUAGUUAUGGAAAGUGAGUUGAUUUUGGAACCAACAGAUUGUAUUACUAAUGUUGAGCAUGAAAAUAGUCAAAAUGUUUCCAUAACUAAUACUGAGGGAUUCGAAGCUAUAGAUGAAGUUCAAAAGGAGGUAGAGGAAAAAGCUAAUGAAACAAACACUGAAAAAAUAUAUGGAACUCACUUAGAAGUGGAGCUUAACACAUCAAAUGCUGAAGAAGGGUUGUUGAGCAAAUAUCCGGAAGAUCAACUAACAGAUGAUAAGAUAGAAAAUAACAGUUUAGUUGAAAGUUUAAGUAAAUUUUCCGGAAUGCAAUUGACAAAUGAUGAGUUAAAAAAUAUUAAUUUAAUAAAUGAAGUAAAUAUUAGUGAAGAAGUUCCUAUAUCUACUGCCGGAUUUGGAACUAACAGCAAAAAUAUAUAUGAAGAAUGCUUAGAAAUGGAAUCACUCAUAGUGGAUGAAGCAGAAGAAAUGUUUGAGAAAUCUCCCGAAAUGCAAAAAACAACUAAAAAAGGAAAUGAUUCCAAUGACUAUAAAGAAAUGUUGAGCAAAUUUGCUAAAGCUCAUUUAACAAAUGAGAGUGAAAAGGAUACGAACUUGAAAGAAAUGCUGAGCAAAUCUUAUGAAAUGGAUUCCAUAAAAGAUAAGAGAAGUGAUACAUACUUGAAAGAAAAAAUAAACAAAUCUACUGAUGAGGAAAGCCAAAUCUACUUAGAAGAAAAGCUAAAAAAAUAUCCUGCAGUGCAUUUAACAAAUGAUGAGAGAAAUGAUAUUAACCCACAAGAAAAGCUCAUCAUAACUUCUGAUGUGCAUUCAACAAAUGAUAAGAGGAGUGAUACUAACUUACAAGAAAAGUUCAGCGAAUUUAAUGAAAUGGCUUUGACAACAGUUAAUGGCAGUGAUACUAAAUUAGAAGAAAAGGUGAGCAUAACUCCUGAAGUGCAUACAGCAUAUGAUGAGGGAAGAGUUACUAACUUAGAAGAGAAGCUGAGCAUAGCUCCUAAAGUGCAUACAGUAACCGAUGAUGAAAAACCUUUAACAAAAGAUAAGGAAAAGGUAUUUAAAUUAAAAGAAAUACUGCGAAAAUAUCACGAAACAAUUCCAACAAAUGAUAAGAGAAAAUAUGCUGAUAUAAAAAAUAUGGGUAAAUCCCACGAAAUACAUUUCACAAAUGAACAGGUAAAAUAUUACAAUUUAAUGGCUGAAAAUGCUGUUGAGAAGAAGACCACUCUUUCAUUUAAUCAUGAUUCUUCAUCAACUGCUCAAAAGACAAACACAGACAAUAUGAGCGAAGCACAUAAUCAAAUCUCUUCAUCACCUAUUGAUAACAAGAAUAUUGAUGCUAAGAAUAUUGAUGCUAAGAAUAUUAUUGCCAAAAAUUAUCAGAAAACAUCCAUCAACAGCAAUAAUUUAAAUUUAAAAAAAAAUGAUCUUAAAUCAUCUGUAGACAAGAAUUUCUUUUCCACUUACUUCAGUGAUAACGCAACAUUCAGGGAUUCAAAUAAUAAUAAAACAAACUCCACUAGAAAUUAUUUAAAUACUUCCACUGCCACAAGAGCUAGAAAAUCACCAAAAACGCUGAUUGAACCGAUUGCAUCUAAAAUCUCAAAUAUCUUUGCCAGUCAAAAAAAUAAGAGAAGCAUAUAUGCAGCUUUGGCAAAUGCACCAAAUAUUCAAAUGACUUCAAAUUUGAGUAAACAGGGUAAACCAAAGACGAAAACAGCAUCAGUAACAUUUCAUGAAGAUUCAAUAAAAGCUACAAAAAAACUUAAGAAAACCAAUAAUGCCCAAACCACAAAUCGGAUGCUUAGCAGACGUUGUUCAAAGAGUUGCGGCGAUAUAUACUUUGAUCCAUCCCAAACUCAAGAUACAACAACAGUAGACAAUAAUUUCUUAAAACCUCAUAGCAAUAGAGUCAGAACUACUAGUGACUGUGUUAGUACAAAUUCUUAUCAUUAUUUUUUGGAUCAAGCAUGUGGUUAUAACAAUAAUUAUUCCAACUUUGGUGGUGGAUUUCAUUAUACUCCCUCAAAUCUACAAAAAUAUUCCACGUCAAGCACGGCAUACAAUAAUAAUUAUUAUGAGAGCAGUGCUGGUGAUGUUGGAAAUACUUCGCUGUCUUCUAACUCAUACAGAAGUACUGGAUCUUCACAGCAAAUUAGAAGACUACAAGAAUAUAAUUCCGACUGCACAGUUCAUAGUCAUCAGCACAAUAACAGCCCCCAAUGGGUGAAUGACUUUCACUUCCAAAGAUGGUGCUAAUAAUGGAACCUAGUUAAUUUAUGAAGCUGGCUUUAUUUCAGAGUGGACUAUGCCAUAAUGACUACAAAACAAAUUUUAUUUAAAUAAUUAAUAAUAUAUAUUUAUUCUUUU